This is a messenger RNA of Capsicum annuum, 1474 nucleotides long. RefSeq names its product ribonuclease P protein subunit p25-like protein. Gene Ontology annotation, molecular function: RNA binding. The transcript is spliced from 9 exons. The record is from RefSeq and is a predicted model, not a curated record. Bases 212 to 946 code for a protein of 244 amino acids. Lineage: Eukaryota; Viridiplantae; Streptophyta; Magnoliopsida; Solanales; Solanaceae.
AAUAGGUGGAUAAGCUUGAAGUUGCGAACCGGUUGGACCGGUAAAAGUUGGUUUAGGGCAAAGUCGGAAAGCCGGCAAUAUAUAAAGACGGAAAAUAGGAAGGAAAACGGUUAGGGCGUAAACGAAGAAACGAAGCCGAAGAAGAGGGCUCUUCUUUCGUGGAGAAGAAUUAUUACUCACUAAUCUUAUCUUCCUUAUUCUUUUAACCAAGAUGGAUCGGUACCAGAAAGUGGAGAAGCCAAGGGUUGAGACACCCAUUGAUGCGAAUGAGAUUCGGAUUACUAGCCAGGGAAGGAUGCGAAGCUAUAUUACUUAUGCUAUGACCUUGCUUCAGGAGAAAGAAUCAGACGAGAUUGUGUUCAAGGCAAUGGGCAGGGCAAUCAACAAGACAGUGACAAUUGUGGAAUUGAUUAAGAGGAGAAUUGUUGGUCUUCACCAAGUAACGUCUAUUACAUCCACUGAUAUUACUGAUACAUGGGAACCCCUUGAAGAAGGCCUCCUGCCUCUCGAGACCACCAGGCAUGUCUCAAUGAUCACAAUUUCUCUCUCUAAGAAGGAACUGGAUAAGAAUGCUGUGGGGUACCAACCGCCACUGCCAGCAGACCAGGUGAAAGUGUCAACAGAUUUUGACUACGAUGGAGAAGGAUCUCCUAGUGGUGGACGAAGAGGCCGGGGUGGUAGAGGCAGGGGAAGGUCCAGAGGUUUUGCUGGAAAUGGUUUUAUGCCGGCCGAGUAUGAUGAUGGUGGUUAUGAUCGCAACCGGAGCUAUGGUAGGGGUAGGGGUCGAGGCAGGGGUCGUAGCUUCCGUGGCCGUGGAAGGGGAGGGUACAAUGGUCCACAGGAUGUCCAGCUAGAUGCUGGCUUUUACAAUCAAGAAGCCGCCCCCAUGCAACAGGGUCGAGAGUUGCAUUUUAUGUGGAUUGCCUCAUGCUGGGAACAGCUAUGAACAGUUCAUUGGAUUUGGAAAUCCAUGCUGGAAUGGUUUAUGCCAUGCAUGCCUUUGAGCUCCUUUGGUUUCACGAUUGAGAAGAUGCAUGUUUCUCGACAGCUUAAGCUAAGAUUUUGAUUUUGUUGUAGGCCGUGGCCGUGGAAGGGGAACUCGUGGCAGGGGACGUGGAUUCAGAUCCAAUGGGCCGAUCCAUGGCGGUGGUGCUUAAAUGGUCAAAGCUUGAAGAAUACAAAGAUUAUGUGCUAUGAGUGCCUGCUCCAUGUUCUAUGUUUUUCAUUCGUCAGUUACUCCGUGUUAACAGUAGGUUAUCUAUCUGUAAACAGAGUAGACUAAUUAUAGAUUUCAUGACCGCCCGUAUGUGGUGAGUUUUUUUUUCUUUGUUUUUUUCAUGAUAUCCUCUUAUCUUCAUUCUACUGCUUGAUUAGGUGGUUGAUCAAGUGUAAUUUUCGUUAGUGAGCAGCACAUUCUUUGAUUUGUCCUUCUUUGUUGACAUUGUUCGUAAAUGUGCCUUGGUUUUAGUUGGCA